CCACGACGCUCCCACCACCCACCCAUCCGCGCCGCCACUUCGCCGUCCAACCGGCGGCGGCCGCACCACCACUCCGGAAAGGGACGCUCUCGUAGCUCGGCGGCGAGGUCGGCCGGCGGAGGAGGAGCUCCGAAGAUGUGGUGCCAAUCGUGCAAGGAGGAGUACGAGGAGGAGGACGCGGGGACCUGCAAGGAGUGCUACGAGGAGGCCAGCGAGACGGAGGAGGAGCUCAAGCGCGAGAUCGACGACCUCCGAUCCCGCCUCCUCUUCCUCCGCCUCCCCUCCCCCACCCUCGACGCCGCAUCCGCCCCGCACUCUGACCUCCUCCUCCACGCCAUCCCCUCCUGCUCCUCCUCCGGCGCGGGGGGCGACGGCGACGCCGCGCGCACCCCCGACACACCCGCCGUCCCCGCCCACCGGGUCAUCCUUGCGAGCAGAUCUCCUGUUUUCAGAGCAAUGCUUGAGAAUGAGAUGGAAGAGAGCAGGAGUGGCAUCAUCAAAAUCUAUGAUGUCUCCUAUGACGUCCUUCGUGCCUUUGUCCAUUACAUGUACACAGCAGAAGCUCUUCUAGAUGAGCAAAUGGCAUCUGAUCUCUUGGUGUUGGCUGAGAAGUAUGAAGUAAAGCAUCUGAAGACCUACUGUGAGAAGUUCAUAACAUCCAAAGUGAACAACGAAAAUGCCAUUUCCCACUACGCCUUUGCGCAUCGCCACAGUGCAAAGCAGCUGCUGGAGGCCUCCCUUUCUGUGCUCAUGGACAAUAUGUCCACACUAGCGGAUCGGGAAGAAUAUAAGGAGCUUGUUGAGAAGGACCCAAGGCUCGUCGUGGAGAUCUAUGAAGCCUAUCUCAACCGACAAGUUAACACUGCAGCUGGGAAGGACACAGAUUGUAGUGGCAGGAAAUGACGAUUACGAGCAGCACUAUUUAGUAUUAGUAUUCUAACUAUGCCUUUGUGUAUUCAUGUAAGCAAAACUUAAGCAUCAAAUUCUACUGCUUGCUUAGAUGCACACUGCCUAUUUUUUUAGAUGAUAAUCAAUUAGACGAUGUUGCUGGUGACAGCAUGCGCUACUGCUCAUAAUGAAAUUUGAUGUAAUGGCAUCUUGACGUAAUAUAGUGAACUGAUGUGUGAUGGGCAUUCAA
Panicum hallii is the source of this 1138-nucleotide messenger RNA. Its product is annotated as BTB/POZ domain-containing protein At4g08455. The record is from RefSeq and is a predicted model, not a curated record. Gene Ontology annotation, molecular function: ubiquitin protein ligase binding. The transcript is spliced from 2 exons. Gene Ontology annotation, biological process: regulation of proteolysis; proteasome-mediated ubiquitin-dependent protein catabolic process. Lineage: Eukaryota; Viridiplantae; Streptophyta; Magnoliopsida; Poales; Poaceae. Gene Ontology annotation, cellular component: cytoplasm. Bases 136 to 903 code for a protein of 255 amino acids.